CUAACGAUGGUUUUGAAGUUCAAAAGCAAAACCGACUACAUUCGAAAUGCGAGAAAAUUGUUCGAAGAGCAGUGCAGUUCCAGCAAAACAUGUCCUCUCUUUUUUCCGGAUGUCGAUGUGGCCAGGCGGCCAGAAUCCGUCUACGAUACAGUGCGUAAUCGUGUAUACCAAAAAGACGAAGUUGAGUCUUCCAAUUUUGAAGUAUAUCAAGCUUUCAAAAGUUUGAAGCAUAGUUUCAUAUUAUUACAUGGUCUCAAUUACAACCACAAUCAGUUUCAUUUGUGGGACCCAGAUUACGAUCCAGAAGAGUGCGCCAAAUCAGAAACUAUUCCAAAUUGUUCACUCGAGCACCGGUCAAAGUUAGUCAGCAAUAACGAUUUUCUGGUUUUCGGGCCCGAUUAUGUUGUUAUCAUUGAUGUAUAUCCGUCCGUAUUAGGCGCUGAAGGCAAAACCAUUCAAGCUCAAAAAAUUAACAAGAAGAUAUCGAAUCAACGGAAAUCGUUUGAAUUGAUUCGCAAAAUAGCUUUGGCAGAGGAGUCAGAGAAAGGAGAGAAAAGCGACUUUAAAGUUUUCAGAUACAUUGCAUUUCCGGUGUCUGAAGAAAACAGUGAAAUUUCGGGAAUAAAUGAGCUGAGAAAAGAAGGAGAGAAGUUUGGAGUGAUUACGAAAACGGAUUUGGAUGGGUUCGACUUCUGGUGGUCUGAAAAGAUCCUCAGCUCAGCUCAUGACCAGUGUGAAAUAGUCAGAGGUAACUUCGUUUUGGUGCAACACACCCUUUUUGCCGUUUGGUGCAUUAGAGAUGACAUAAGCGAACCCCAAACCAACAUGAUGCGAACAGCUCGACCAAAUUUUAAGCGUGACCACGACGCUGUUGAAGCCGGUUUGAGAUUAAUUCCAAGUACCGUCAACUUGAACGGUCUUAUGGAAGUUUUUAUUGGACCGGUGUUCGGAAAGUCAGCUGUGGAAAAGUUGAAAUCAAAUAUUGGAAACGAGCGCCCUUCACCCUCUGGUCACAAGGAGCAGAUAGAUCUUCAGUCAAUUUUGAAAAGAAUCAUGUUCGAAGACAAGCAAGCGCUUUCUCUUUGGACAAAGUAUAGAAGUAUCAGGCGCCUCCAAAGCAAAAAAGAGUUGCAGAACAGCAUCGACUAUUUUCAAAACGGCAAAGAGUUGUUUGAAACGUUUUCUGUAGGCGAUGGCUGUUUUGCUCAGAUGUUCCCGACUUGUCCCAAUCAACAAUACAUCGACCUUUACGAAAUCACUGACCAAACGGACGUUACACCGCAAGUAAAGACUGAUUUGCAAAAACAACAAGACUAUGAGGCCGAGGUGAAAGUGUACCGAGCCCUUGAGAAUGUAAGGGGUGAAAACGUGAGCGUGAUUCACGGUUUGAAGUACUCUCAUUACCAGUACAGGAUGUUUGACGCUAAUCACCAAGUGAGAGAAUGCUCAAACAGAAAGCAACAGCCUAACUGUAAAAAAGGACUGCAUUCGGAUGAAGGAGAAAAUGAUUUUGUUGUGCUGGGACCAAACUACUUUGCACUGAUUGAAGUCAAAAAUGCGGAAAAGGAGGCAUCGAUAGCAUCCAUGAAAAAUUUCGUGAAAUCCGCAUCAAAGCAGCUAGAUAAGCUCAUCCAAGUCAUCGAAGGAAUUGCGCAUGCGACUAUUAAAAACGAGACACUCGACAGCGGCUGCUCUGAUUCGUCCGCGCAUACGACCACCGCUCUACAAUCAAACUCAUUCAAAGUAUUCCGUUUUGUUGCCUUCCCGCGCAAUAAUAACAGGCUAAAUACUGCUGAGUUUGUGACAGAACAAGAAAAUGUGCGGUGCAUAUUUGACUGCGAUUUCGAUAAUUUUGCCGACUGGUGGAAUCGAAAUGCCUUGGAAAAUCCACAUGCGAAAUCAGUUGAUGUCCAAGGACACUUUGAAAAGGUGAAAUAUGUGUUAUGGACAUUAUGGGCUACCAAAGAUAAAACUUUUGACGGAUCAUCGAUUGGCUUUAAGGUGGACUUGCUCAAAACAGACAAACUGUUGAAAGAUAGUGAAAUCACUUUCACAAGCAAGAACAGACAACUCUCUCCUAAUGUUGCGAGAACAAGCGACAUGGAUUCUGCGGACGUAAACGGGAUCAAUGUUUUCCACGACAUUCUAGGCAUCAAAUUUAUAACCAAAAACCAGAAGGAAGCUUUCGAGAAUCAAUCGAAAAACUUGAUCAUCACUGGAUGUGCGGGCUCUGGGAAAAGCCUGAUGUUAAUAGCUCGGUUUUUGCAUCAAGCUUUGACAAGCAGUGACUUGAAAAUGCUUCUUCUUGUUUUUAAUCAGCUUAAGUUAGUCGAAUACAAGAAAUUUUUCGCUAGACUUAAGUUAAGUUGUGUGGAUCUAUCUGAAGUUGAUUUUGACCCAAACUUGUGGCAAAGUAGAGUCGCUGUUAUUCAUUGUAACACGCAGUUAAAGAACUCAAAAACGCUUCAUGCAAUUCAGAGGGGAGAAGUGGUCAUUUAUGUAGACGAUGCGCAUGCUUCCGACAUUGACUUUAUGUCCUUGAAGUGCGCAUGUAUUGCAGUUGACUUCAACCAAUGUCAUCUGCCACUUGAGCAAACUCCACAUAGCUGGACAUCAAUUGAAGAUUUCGAUCUCGUAUCACUUACCCAUAACUAUCGCAGCACUUGGAAUAUAGUUUCAAACCUGACUAAUCUGUCCAAGGCUGUUAAACAAAAGGAUGCCCUUCAGCGCUACUUUGCGGAACAUCCGCCUGAAUUGUCGCAUCAUCCUAGCCACGGACAUUUGAUACAUGGACCACAAACUGAAAUUGACGUUAUUCACUUUAAAUCUCCGGUAAACAAUACUGAACAGUUAACGGAAGUGUUGCAACUUUACAUCAAAAAAAUGCAUCGUCAUUUCCCUAAAACAACAAAUCUCUCAUCUAAAUUUUUUAUCAUCGUUCCGGAUGACUCUUUUCUGAGGCAAGUGGCACAAGAAAUCAACAGCCUCCUUAACCGACAUUUUUCUGUCAUCGUCAAUGCUUGGGAACAGAGCAUCUACUCUACCGAGUUUACAGCCUGUUUUAUAUAUCUAGUGUUUUCAAACAUGGAUACUAAAAUGUUGAGAUCUGUUUAUAAUGUAAUUUCAAGAGCGCGGGCGUUUUGUCAUAUUAUGGUGGUUUCAAACAAAAACACUGAGCACGAGGAGCUAAAUGAGUUCCUGGGCUUAUUCAAAGAAGCCAAAAUCAACCAUAUCAGACAACCUGAAAACUCUGCCGAUCAAAACCAGCUCGAACUCAGUCUGGAUUGAUGCUCCAGAAUUGAAACUAAAAAAUCUAAUUUUUGUAACAAUGGUAUCUGAAAGAAGCUCUCACACAAUUUAUUAGAUAUAUCUACUUA
Symsagittifera roscoffensis is the source of this 3377-nucleotide messenger RNA. RefSeq lists its product as uncharacterized. The record is from RefSeq and is a predicted model, not a curated record. The transcript is spliced from 2 exons. Bases 7 to 3288 code for a protein of 1093 amino acids. Lineage: Eukaryota; Metazoa; Xenacoelomorpha; Acoela; Convolutidae.